CCGAAUCGGAUGCAUUCCGAACCACUUUCCCAUAACGAACUGAAAUGUCGCGAUUGUCUUUUUGGAAACAAACCCACUAAAGUUUGGGAGGAACUCAACCAUGGACCAUACGCCUGGAUCUUCAAUAUCGACAUGGACGUUGCGCACUCCGAAGAGCAAUUCCGACAACCCAUUGCACAGUAGAUACUACUACGAGCGUCUUCUAGGCCCAAACGAACUUGGAUUUUACUGGGACAGUGCAUAUCGGGGAACAGCAGAUACUCUACAGCAUGCUACCGUUGAAGAAACAAUUCAAUCGCAACCACAAACACAUCUGAAUACUCAGAGCAGGGAAAACGUACACGCUGCAUGGGUCACUCUCAAGACUCGUUAUCCUCUCCUUGGUGCAAUCAUUGAAGAGCGUCCGAUUAAAAAUUCUGUUCCCAUUUCCAUGACCCUCCCACCAGUUGACGAAGCCGAAGACUUAUCUUCCGGGCCCGUACAAAGUACUCCCAAGGAACACAUAUAUUUUGUUGUAGAUCCAGCACGCCUAUAUACAGCUGAAUCUCCACAUGCUCACCCGCGGGAGGUAGUGUUUCUCUCCUGUGACUCAGAGGAAGAAGUAGAAUUUUUAGCGGAAGGAAUUAUCAACGGAUUCGGGUGGCGAGAUGUACAGGCUUGGGAAGAAGGAGAUAUCCCUCAAGGUAGACCUUUUUCGUCAAGACUUCUAUCCAACUCCCUCCCAGCAUGUCUUUUUUUCAUUCGGCGUACCGAUUGUCCGUCGACGUUCCAUGUAAUGAUCCACGCCGCACAUCUGAUCACGGAUGGCAUUGCAAAUUCAACUCUUUUAUCUGAAUUCUUGGACUUGCUCUCUCGUGGGAGCGGUCUGGAUAGUCUAGUUAACGUCCCAGAUAAGGGAGCAUUGGAGGGACGUCUCAAGCUAAGCAUAUCUUCAGAAGCACUUUAUCCUGAUGAAACACCUAACUACUCCAAAGCCAAGCGGAGAUGGCACAGGAUAUUGGGGAAGGUGCUUCUUGAAUUAAGGAGUGCAAAACUUUCGGGUGGACAUACCCUCCCUCGCAUUCUUCGGCCUUCCACCACUUACACACCAGCUCAAUCUUCCUACAUCACCUACUCCUUCACCCCGUCUGAAACAGCCACUAUUCUUGGCAGGUGUAAACAACUCGGAAUAACAUUUGGAAACGCACAUCCUGUCCUGGGACAAGUCGCGGUCGCUCGCGUCUUGUUGCGCAGACGACUGCGCACUUUGUCAAAAAAACGGCAAGGGAUUCGCAUUGAUUCGAGUGAAGACAUCGACGACGAUGAAUGGGCCUAUCGUCGACGCGAACCCAUGAUGACUGGAGGUCCUGCAAACCUCCGACCCUACCUCGAUCAGAAUUGGUACUCCAGGGGUGGAGCAGGAAAUGUUUGUCUGAGUAUCAGCUAUUUCUUUUUCACUCUCCCUUUCAUGCCAAUCGGGGAGGUAGGUGAAUUGGCAGACGGAAAUAAUGAGGGAAUUUCAUCCGGCGACAUCAAAAUCCCGCCAUUUGAAAAAAUGCUAUCCAGGGCACGAUUCCUUCUGAGAUGCAACAACAUUAGGAGUCAAGCUUCAGAAAUUUUUCAUCACCCAAGAUUUUUGGACAUACAUGUUGCAAGGAUACCAAUGCGUAUCAAGAGAUGCAGACACGCGGCACUAGUUUUUCGAAAUGAUAUCAUUAGACCUGAGGUUGGAAGUGAUGCGUUGAUUCCACCGCUCGAGCAACCUGAAGCUGGAGGAGGAGCUGUUAUAGCACAUGGAGGUUCAAGUUUCGGAAAUUCUGAUCAUUUAGUACCACCGUAUUAUCCUCAUUCUGCAACUGCUGAGUCAGCUCCGAUCCUUCACCUCAUCAAAGCUACUACACGUCUGCGCUGUCGCCCAACUGAGCUUUAUCUCGGUGCUGCAACUGCUCGAGGACGGCUCAGUUUGAAUGUGUUCUGGGAUGAGAAUGUUUACAAACGGGAAGUUGUGAAGGAGUGGUUGGACGAAGUGAGAGAAGCUACGAAGUGGUUUUUAGGUACAGGUGAGGCGGAAUUCGGGAAAGGCGGAGGUGUUGCUCCUCCGGUUGUAGUAAUGGCAAAGAUGUAGCAUUGUACCGACUGUCGAUCCUCUUCUUGUUAUUUAUUUUCAAUGUAGCAUUUUUUCACCAACCAUGAUUCCCUGCGUGAAUACUUACUAUAUCAAACUGAACUUUUACUUCUCCAGCUUCCGUUUCAAUGAAAUCAACCUAUGGAUUGUCUGUACGCUGCUUGGCCUAUCGUAUAUCA
Messenger RNA from Lentinula edodes (shiitake mushroom), 2283 nucleotides. RefSeq lists its product as uncharacterized. The coding region runs from base 101 to 2104 and encodes 667 amino acids. The record is from RefSeq and is a predicted model, not a curated record. Lineage: Eukaryota; Fungi; Basidiomycota; Agaricomycetes; Agaricales; Omphalotaceae. The transcript is spliced from 5 exons.